This is a messenger RNA of Capsicum annuum, 3473 nucleotides long. RefSeq names its product receptor kinase-like protein Xa21. Lineage: Eukaryota; Viridiplantae; Streptophyta; Magnoliopsida; Solanales; Solanaceae. Gene Ontology annotation, biological process: protein phosphorylation. Gene Ontology annotation, molecular function: receptor serine/threonine kinase binding; protein kinase activity; ATP binding. The record is from RefSeq and is a predicted model, not a curated record. Bases 30 to 3344 code for a protein of 1104 amino acids. The transcript is spliced from 3 exons.
AUAGAGCAUACCUACUAAUUUUUGUAAUAAUGGAGAAAGCAUUCACAUUUUUUCUCUUUACACUCUUGUUGCUUAUGGCUACUUCAGCCAUGACUCAAACCAACAUUACCACUGAUCAAUUGACUCUUCUUUCCUUAAAAUCUCAAAUCGUUUCAGACCCCUUUCACUUCUUGGACGAAAGUUGGUCUCUCACUAUGUCCGUUUGCCAUUGGGUUGGAAUCACUUGUGGCUUCCGCCACCAGCGAGUGAAGUCCUUGAAUCUUUCUAACAUGGCUCUUACGGGCAGGAUACCCCGUGAUCUUGGAAACCUCUCAUUUCUUGUUUCUCUCGACUUGGGAAGCAACAAUUUCCAUGGAAAUUUACCACAAGAAAUGGCACGCUUGCGUCGGCUUAAGUUUCUUGAUUUGAGUGUCAACAACUUCAGAGGGAAGGUUCCUUCUUGGUUUGGGUUUUUACACGAACUUCAAGUUCUAAAUCUUGGGAAUAAUAGUUUCACUGGUUCCAUACCUUAUUCAUUUUCUAAUAUUUCCAAACUUGAGACUUUGAAUAUGAAAUACAAUUCCAUAGAGGGCCAAAUACCAAAAGUGAUUGGAAGUCUUAUAAAUCUUAGAGAACUAAACAUGAGGGGUAACAAGCUCAUAGGUUCUAUUCCUCUGUCACUCUCGAAUGCCUCAAGGUUGGAGACUUUGGAGAUAUCUCAUAAUUCACUUCAAGGAAACAUUCCAGAAGGGAUCGGCAAUCUUCACAACAUGAAAGUGCUAUCCAUACAAGCUAAUCAACUUACGGGUUCUAUACCAUUCACAAUUUUCAAUAUUUCUAGGAUCGAAAUCAUUGCAUUUACUGUCAAUAGCUUAUCAGGAAAUCUCCCAAAUGGUUUAUGCAAUGGUCUCCCAAUACUCAAAGGGCUUUAUCUAUCCAAAAACAAUCUUCACGGUCAUAUGCCUAUAAGUAUGUCGAAUUGUUCACAACUUCAAAGAUUGUCUUUAUCAAUAAAUGAUUUCACAGGUGAAAUACCCAAAGAGAUAAGCAAUCUCAUUGAGUUGGAGCUACUAAGUCUUGCAGUUAAUAGUUUUAGUGGUUCACUCCCAAUGGAGAUCUUCAACAUAUCAGGGCUGAGAAUAAUUGAUCUUAUAGACAACAAUCUAUCAGGAAGCCUCCCACCAAACAUGUGUUCUAUCUUACCCAACAUUGAAGUGCUUUAUCUGGCCAACUUAACCAAUAUUGUUGGGACCAUUCCUCAUUCAAUCUCCAAUUGUUCAAAACUUAAAAUUCUUGAGCUUGCCAACAACAAACUCACUGGCUUGAUUCCCAAUUCUCUUGGAUAUUUGACUCAUCUACAAUUCCUAAACUUGGGGGAAAACAAUUUCACCAGCGAUUCAUCAUUAAGCUUCCUAACUUCCUUAACCAAUUGUAGAAAUUUAACAGUUCUUUAUCUACCUUUCAACCCUCUAAAUGGCAUGCUUCCAGCCUCCACGGGAAACCUUUCCACCUCUCUUAGAAAAUUUUACGCCAACAAUUGCAAAAUCAAAGGGCGAAUUCCAAAUGAAGUUGGGAACUUAAGCAGCUUAUUAGACCUUGAUCUUUCUGGAAAUAACUUGGUCGGAUCAAUUCCAACAUCAAUUGGCAACUUGAGAAACCUUCAACGCUUCAACUUGAGUAGCAACAAACUUACAGGAUUUAUUGGUGAUCAUAUAUGUAUAUUGCAGCAUUUGGGUGAUAUUUACUUGGGUCAAAAUCAACUUUCAGCAUCUCUUCCUAAUUGUUUAGGGAAUAUUACUUCCCUUAGGGAGAUACAUCUGGGUUCCAAUAAAUUGAGUUCCAAUAUACCACCAAGCUUAGGGAGCCUUCAUGAUCUAGUAGUUCUUGACUUAUCGUCAAACAACAUGGUAGGUUCUUUACCUCCAGGAAUUGGAAAUCUAAAGGCUGCCACACUGAUAGAUCUGUCAAUGAAUCAAUUCUCAAAUGAAAUUCCAAGAGAAAUUGGAGGAUUGCAAACUCUGGUGCACCUUUCUUUGAGAUGCAACAAGUUGCAAGGAUCUAUACCUGACUCAGUGAGCACCAUGUUAGGUUUGGAAUUUCUAGACCUUUCUCAUAACAAUAUAUCUGGAAUCAUUCCCAGGUCAUUGGAGAAACUUCAAAAUCUGAAGUAUUUCAAUGUUUCUGAUAACAAGUUGUAUGGUGAAAUACCCUCGGGGGGUCCUUUCAAGAACCUCUCGAGUCAGUUCUUCAUCGACAAUGAGGCAUUGUGUGGUUCUUCAAGAUUUAAUGUUCCACCAUGCCCCACUUCAUCAAAGCACAAAUCAAAUAGGAAAAAGUUUCUAGUUCUAUUUCUUUUUCUAGGACUUGCACUUUUAUUUGUUCCUAUUACUUUUGUGUUUGUUUGGAUAAAGUACAGAAGAGGUAAAAGAUCUCCUCAACAAGAUGAUUCAUUGUCUGCUGCAACAAGAGAAAGAAUUUCAUACUAUGAAUUGAUCCAAGCAACUGAUGCGCUUAGCGAGAGUAAUCGGAUUGGUUCUGGAAGUUUUGGCUCUGUUUACAAAGGCGUUCUCAGAAGUGGAACUGUCAUUGCAGUAAAAGUGUUCAGGGAUGCGGCAUUCAAGAGUUUUGAUACGGAAUGUGAAGUUUUGUGCAGCUUUCGCCAUAGGAAUCUCGUUAAAGUCAUUACUAGUUGUUCCAAUCUUGAUUUCAAGGCUUUAGUGCUCGAGUAUAUGCCUAAUGGAAGUCUUGAGAAGUAUUUGUAUUCGCACAACUACUUCCUCGACAUCCGGCAGAGACUAAGCAUAAUGAUAGAUGUGGCAUGUGCUUUGGAAUAUCUUCACCACGGGUGCUCCUUGCCAGUGAUUCACUGUGACGUGAAGCCUAGUAACGUCUUGCUGGAUGAAGAUAUGGUUGCCCACCUAAGCGACUUUGGCAUUUCAAAACUGCUUGGUGAAGAUCAGGGUAAUUUAUACACUAAAACCUUAGCAACAUUGGGGUAUAUUGCGCCAGAGUAUGGACUGGAAGGACUAGUGUCAACAAAGUGUGACGUCUAUAGUUAUGGGGUCAUGUUGCUGGAAACGUUUACUAGGAGAAAGCCUAAUGAGUUUGAGGGAGAUCUUAGCUUGAAGCAGUGGGUGAGUUAUUCACUUCCAAAGGAAGUAAUGCACAUCGUAGAUGCAAACUUGGUAACACCAAUGGAUAAAGGCUUACAGAAGGAGCUAGAUGUUGUGGCAUCAAUCAUGAAAGUGGCAUUAGAUUGUUGUGCUGAAUCUCCGGCGAGAAGGACUAACAUGAAAGAUGUUGUAGGAAUGCUACAGAAGACCAAGAUUCAGCUUCUUGAAUGUGGAGCAUGUAGUACCAAAUGACUUGUUUGCUGCAAACUUUUGCUAAAUUGUUGGUUAUUUUUUUGGUUUUAGCACUUGAUUUGUGCAUUGAUUCUGUUUACAGGAAUCCUAGCUGGUUGCAAUGAAUCUCAUUACUGCCUUUUAACUAAA